Molecule: messenger RNA, 2043 nt
Organism: Peniophora sp. CBMAI 1063
Lineage: Eukaryota; Fungi; Basidiomycota; Agaricomycetes; Russulales; Peniophoraceae
Source: the annotation of a GenBank genome assembly
AUGCCCUUGCGACUAUUCUAUGGAGCGCGGUUCCGAACGCGACCCAGUUCAUCCCUCUUGACGACCUGUCAGGACUUACCUGCGGAGGUGACACGCUACGUUCUUGAGCUGGCGAUAUUCACUUUCAGGCGCGACAGUAUCUAUGGAAGACCCGUUCCAUGGGAGCCCGGCAUCUUGCGAGAAACAGCGGGCCAUAUCACACCGCCUGACGCCAUCCCUCAAAUGAUUACGCUGAGCAGCGUGUGCAGCUCUUGGGCCAUCAUCAUCGUGAACUCCCCUGCGAUCUGGGCUCGCGCAGCAGCCUGUGCUAGUGACAUGGAAACCUUUCGUCGCGUGCAAGCUCUCUGUGGCAAUGUAGCCUUUGAUCUUAGCUCGCAGCUGGAUAAGCGGAUCUUCGCGUCGUACUUCAAACACAUCCGCUCCAUGGAGAUCAUAGACGACGAUCCAACGGUUGACUGGAAUGCGCAAUUCGCUCUUCACGGUCCCCUUCACGCAGCCGAGCAUGCACACAUCAUGCAAUAUACCAAUCAUCCGUGGCGGCGACGUUUAGUCCUCCAUGCCCCCUCGCUCACGCAUCUCGCUACGCAAAUUGGCGUCCAAGUUCAUGCUCCAAACCUCCGAUCGUUGGUGAUCACCUCCGCAGGCUGCGAUACCCAAUGGUUACAGGUGUCAUGGCUCACAAGUCUUCUUCGACCAUAUAGAAAGCUGGAAGUUCUGCACUUGGAUGAUUUCGACAUCUUUCAAUACCCAGAUUGGUAUUCCGAACUUCACGGGGCUCUCGAUGGUGCAUCAAUACUGGAACUACGAAUCCUAGCACGUCGUGGACCAAUGGCAGACUUAUUGCCGACGAGCUCCGCCGUCACCCUACCGCUCGCUGAAGUUGUACAACUAUCCAUUCCGAUGCGCGUUCUUCUACCCAGAGCUCGGUCUCUACACUUGGCGGAUAUAUCAGUGUCAGACGUGAUGACAAUCUUAUCCGGGGCGCCCGCUGUCGUCGAGCUCAAUGUCCUUAAGCGCGAUGUUGACGCAUUCGCUGAUGAAGGGAGCGGCUACAUCUCUUUGCCCUGCUUGCGCUCCAUCCGGUUUCAGGAGAGUCUUAAUGACUAUAACUUAUGCUUGUUCGCCAAGUUGAGAGCUCCGGAGCUCGUUGAGUUCCGGGCUGAAGUCGAUCUACCUUUCUACGCCCACGCAGGUGCAGACGAAGCCGUAUUGAAUAAGGUGGAACUAUACGAAGAACUGGAACACUUGAUCACCGCUAGGAGCCUAUUCAGCCUUCAGGUCGCCUCGCCUGCUGAAUUGCGCAUAGAGACAGUCAUUCCCUGUCCGAAGCGCGUUGCGAUUGUAUCGUUCUGUCUAAGCGAUGGGCGCACACAAUCCUCGAGCAGAGCGCGUUCGGGAUUCUGUUUGGAAGCAGUCAUGCUGGAGGAAGAUUCCUGUCUGGUUCAAACCGCAGAAUGCCGGGACGUCAAAAGCGCCACCCUUGCCCAUGUUCUGUCUGCUUUCGCCACGUCUCGGGUGGCCCGUCUACAUCAGUCGAUCUCCUUCGAGAAUGACAUCAUGGACUCCGACGCAGCGCAGACUGCACGAAUACUGGAUCCCCUUCCUCUCCCCACCGCCUUGGACGCAGACCUUGUCGCAUCCAGCGUCCGACGUAUGACCUCUCUUACGUUGUUGGAGUUCGCUAUCGUCCGGGGACACGAAAGAACGGGAUUUGGGUUCUUCCACGCCUUGCAUGAACCUGGAGAACUCGCACGCCUCACGCUUCCAAAUCUACGUGAUGUACGUCUGUACACCGUAGGCCGAAGACCUCCGCGCUUAGCGAAGGGUGUUUGGUUUUUCGAUCUGUACCGUUUUGUCUCCGCCAAGCACGCUGGGAUGGAUCUCGGCUCAUUGGAUAUACGGGUUUCGCUGGCGGGCAACAUCUGUGGGUGCUAUAACUAUCUUGGUUCGUUAAGCCGGUUGAAGAAGAUUCGUCGCCAUGUCGCAAUCCUAGAUCUACAAGCUAGCACGAUUGCCGAUUCAAGUUGCCACUCCUGUUUGUAG